Molecule: messenger RNA, 1479 nt
Organism: Manacus vitellinus (golden-collared manakin)
Lineage: Eukaryota; Metazoa; Chordata; Aves; Passeriformes; Pipridae
Gene: DRD2
Product: dopamine receptor D2
Exons: 8
Coding region: 139-1479 (446 amino acids)
Biological process (GO): adenylate cyclase-activating adrenergic receptor signaling pathway; adenylate cyclase-inhibiting dopamine receptor signaling pathway
Cellular component (GO): glutamatergic synapse; presynaptic membrane
Molecular function (GO): G protein-coupled receptor activity; dopamine neurotransmitter receptor activity, coupled via Gi/Go
Source: RefSeq, a predicted model, not a curated record
AGGCCCUGGAGAGCUUGGGGAAAGCCACGGUGGAGAGUUGUGGCGUUUUGGAUAUAUUUGGCACGAAGUGCUCACACCUCUGCUCGAGGGAUUCGUAUGGCUUGAAGGGCGGAGCCGGAGCCUGGCACUCUGACCUCCAUGGAUCCCCUAAACCUCUCCUGGUACGAGGGUGACAUCGGUGACAGGAACUGGAGCAGGGCCCUGAACACCUCCCAGGCUGAGCAGAAGCCCCAGUACAACUACUAUGCCAUGCUGCUCACCCUGCUCAUCUUCGUCAUCGUCUUCGGCAACGUGCUGGUGUGCAUGGCCGUGUCCCGGGAGCGAUCCCUGCAGACCACCACCAACUACCUGAUCGUCAGCCUGGCCGUGGCAGACCUGCUGCUGGCCACCCUGGUCAUGCCCUGGGUGGUCUAUCUGGAGGUGGUUGGUGAGUGGAGGUUCAGUCGGAUCCACUGUGAUAUCUUUGUGACCCUGGAUGUCAUGAUGUGCACUGCCAGCAUCCUCAACCUCUGUGCCAUCAGCAUAGACAGGUACACAGCAGUGGCCAUGCCCAUGCUCUACAACACCCGCUACAGCUCCAAGCGCAGGGUCACCCUCAUGAUCGCCGUGGUCUGGGUGCUCUCCUUUGCCAUCUCCUGCCCGCUCCUCUUUGGCCUCAACAACACAGAUGCCAACGAGUGCAUCAUUGCCAACCCUGCCUUCGUGGUGUACUCCUCCAUCGUGUCCUUCUACGUGCCCUUCAUCGUCACCCUGCUGGUCUAUGUCCAGAUCUACCUCGUGCUGCGGCGCCGCAGGAAGCGCGUCACCACCAAGCGCAGCAGCCACGUCCUGGACUCGGACACACAGGCCCCCCUGAAGGACAAAUGCACUCAUCCAGAAGACGUCAAGCUCUGCACAGUUAUUGUGAAGUCCAAUGGGAGCUUCCAAGUUAAUAAGCGCAAAGUGGAGGCAGAGAGCCACAUGGAGGAGAUGGAAAUGGAGAUGGUGUCCAGCACCAGCCCCCCUGAGAAAACCACCUUCAAACCCACAGCACCCAGUAACCGCCAGCUGGUCGUGCCAGUUGCCCCCAACAGGGGCAACAACUCCACCCUGCAGACAUCCCUGAACAGCCCUGGGAGAGUGGAGAAGAAUGGCCAUGCCAAAGAAACCCACCACACAGCCAAGGUCUUCGAGAUCCACUCCCUGCCCAACGGCAAGACGAGGAACUUCCUCAAGGCUGUGACCAGGAGGAAACUGUCCCAGCAGAAGGAGAAAAAGGCCACCCAGAUGCUGGCCAUCGUCCUUGGUGUUUUCAUCAUCUGCUGGCUCCCCUUCUUCAUCACCCACAUCCUGAACAUGCACUGCGAUUGCAGCAUCCCCCCGGCCAUGUACAGCGCCUUCACAUGGCUGGGCUACGUCAACAGCGCUGUCAACCCCAUUAUCUACACCACCUUCAACGUCGAGUUCCGCAAGGCUUUCAUGAAGAUCCUCCACUGCUAA